AUGUCAAAUAGUUCGUCGCUGGCCAAUCGCUCUGACAAGAACUCCUCUUCUCGUACGCCCGUCAUUGUCAUUGGUGCUAUAGCCGGCAGUCUCAUCUUCUUAGCAAUGGCUGGCCUACUAUACCUCUUUUCCCGCAAAGAACGGGCCAGACGAAGGAACGCACACCAAACUGAGGACUUUUCUCCUCUCGAGCCACCACCAGCCUAUAAAACCGAUGAGCUCGGCACACCCAGAGGGCUCCACUCCCAACCCCGGCCAUUGUCCUCCUUUGCUCCGGACUACUCUCGCCAGGCCCAGAAUCAGUAUCAAUACCAGCAACAUCUCGGUCGCACCUCGUGCGAACAACCCCCGGCAUACCCCACACUGCCAACAUAUGACCCAUCACGAUAUCAGCCUGUCCGGCCAACCUCCUUGGACAUUAACGCCUUCCCCUAUGCCCACCCCACCAACCCUGCCAAUCCACACCCUCCUUCUUCCCGCCUCAGUGCAGUGCACUACAGUGAUGCCAGACUAGCAAACCCCCAGCCGUCAAUGGUCGACCACGGUCCUCCAAUCGCACUGCCAGUUGCAUCUAGACCACGGCGACAGACGGCUAUGCCCCCUCCACCGCAACAUAGCGCCAGGCAGCACAGGGAGACUAGAGAAAGGAGUGCAUCGGAGCCAACGCCUUCGGCUCAGGCACCAAGACAACCUAAACCCGUUCUGUCGCGGCUGAUCACCAAUUUCCGUUGA
This is a messenger RNA of Penicillium paradoxum, 732 nucleotides long. RefSeq lists its product as uncharacterized. The transcript is spliced from 2 exons. NCBI's taxonomy places the organism in Eukaryota, Fungi, Ascomycota, Eurotiomycetes, Eurotiales, Aspergillaceae. Bases 1 to 732 code for a protein of 243 amino acids. The record is from RefSeq and is a predicted model, not a curated record.